AUGUUCAUUGUAUAUCUGUCUCUGAUGCAAAAAGGUAGAGUAACACAAUUACAAUACAUGAUUAAAUGCAGUAGUCCAGAUACUUUUUUUUUUCCAUUUCAGAUAAAUACCUCCUAUUUACCACCCCCAGGAAAAAAAGAAAAAGUUUUAAAGCCAGCUCUUCAGAGAAGGAAAAACAAAAUUGAGAAGUGGCACCAAGCUCAGCUGCUGGAUUCAGAGACAGUGCGAUGCUGGGGAAGCCUCGGCUCGGGCUCCGGAGACGGAGACUUCCAGAAGCCCACGUUCAACCCCUCUUGGCGCACCAGGUGGAUUCUCACAUUUUCUUCUACGUUCAGUCUCUCGUGA
Messenger RNA from Rangifer tarandus platyrhynchus (Svalbard reindeer), 345 nucleotides. Lineage: Eukaryota; Metazoa; Chordata; Mammalia; Artiodactyla; Cervidae. The record is from the annotation of a GenBank genome assembly.